This is a messenger RNA of Culex pipiens pallens (northern house mosquito), 1494 nucleotides long. RefSeq lists its product as uncharacterized. The coding region runs from base 159 to 1247 and encodes 362 amino acids. The transcript is spliced from 3 exons. NCBI's taxonomy places the organism in Eukaryota, Metazoa, Arthropoda, Insecta, Diptera, Culicidae. The record is from RefSeq and is a predicted model, not a curated record.
CCGACCUAGCAAACCAAGCUGAUCGUCAGUCGGAGUGCGGUUUCGGCGAGUGACAGUUCAUGAGCGGUGGUGGCGGCGGCAACUUUUGGAGACUUUCGAGACUUCCGAGAAUGUGUGGUGUUUAGGGUCGUUUUAAGGGGCCCGCUUGCGUGAUUUAAAUGGGUUUCCUGGUCAAACAGCGGAGGAGAGUGCUCGAUUUGCGGUGGUCACUGGCGGUGACCUUGGCGCUGCUCGUGACGCUGGUCCAGCCAGACGGGAUCAAGCUGCCGGACCAGACGGACGAGGGUAGGUCGUUGCCGACGGGAGGCGGUCCGGGCGUGGCGCCCGCAGACGGGGAAGGUCGCCGCAUGGGCAAACAUCUGCUGGACUUUAUCGGGUUGGGCACGGGGGGUAACGUGGACCCGUACCUGGCCCGGACCAACUCGCAGUGUCUGAAUGGAGAGCUGGCCGACUGCUUCAAGUCACAAGCGCUCAACACUUUCACCGAUUUCUUCGCCAAGGAUGUGUACCAAUUGACAUCCGACGCCCGAAUCGUCCGAAUGCCGGAGACUCAGCUGCGAUCGCUGGACCGUGAAGGCUUCGAAUACUCGGAAGAACCGCGCCAGCUCGACUCCGAGUGGGACGCCCUGUACAAGUUUGGCUUGCGUCAGCUGGAGCGUUUCGUCAAAUCUGCCGCGCUGGAGUUCGCCAUCCCGGAUGAGCUAACCGAAGGAGGUCGCUAUUCGGCACGCUUCAUCGAUGAGAUCUCCGACGAGAUCGAUGUAAUCGAGGAUAAAAAGGCCCCGCUGUUCACCCGCCACCGGCUCAAGAAGAUCUUCAUCCCUCUGCUCAUCAUCCUGAAGAUCUUCAAGCUGAAGCUGCUGCUCUUCCUGCCAGUUAUCCUGGGUCUCGCGAGCUUCAAGAAACUGCUCGGCUUCGCUGCCAUCAUCAUCCCCGGCGUGAUCGGCUACCUCAAGGUGUUCCGGCCCAACCAGAGCUGUUGCAAUACCAACGAGCUGUUCUCGUCCGGGUACCAACCUCCGCAAUACUCACCCCAGGGCGUUGGCUCGGUCAGCUACAAUCCGUUCAAGCCCUACCAGAACCAGUACUCGCGGCCGGAACCGAACUUUGCCGCGCCGUACGGCAACUACUACCGGGAUUCGCACGAGCUGAAGUCGUCCGGUGGAGUCAAAUUUGGCGACGACCAGGCAUAUCAGGGAUAUUCCGAGUACCGAAGCAGCGACAAGGACAUCAAGGCCGAAAAUUGAGAGGCGCACACGCAAAAACCGCGCGAAUACGCUUCAAACGAGGAGAAAGGGGUGGAGCUGAAACUGUAUAAAUUAGUGCUUAAGGUGUGGACGAAACGUGAAUGAUAUUGUGUUGUUGAGUACUGUUUGUUAUUACCAAUUAUAUGUGCGUACGAAAACCCCGCGACAGCCAUCAGUGAUAGUGUAAAUAUUUAUGUUAUAUAAAUUGAAAUUAAAAUUCUACCUGCAAAAUAAACAUAAAACGUGA